AUGAAGAAGGAUUUUAAUCGCAAGAACAAAAGUAUUAGUUGGGAUGAAAAAAGUAUUAGUGAACAGAACAAUGAGCGGGGGACGAGGAUGAAAAUAACUGAAGUUUCAACUCCAUUCAACUACGACACCUGGGAUUCUGGAUCAGAGGAAGAUUUCAGUCUCAGGUCGGAGUAUUUUAAAGAAGUACAAAAGUCUGUUAACGAACAGGUGGCAAGUAGACUGAUGGAGAUAAAAAACGAUGACGAUAAGAAGAAAAUGUUCGAAGAACAACGUAAAAAACAUUAUGACGAAUUUAAAACAAUAAAAGCAUUAAAGGAGGAAGGGAAACUCUCAUGUGAUGAAUAG
Molecule: messenger RNA, 345 nt
Organism: Theileria annulata
Lineage: Eukaryota; Apicomplexa; Aconoidasida; Piroplasmida; Theileriidae
Exons: 5
Coding region: 1-345 (114 amino acids)
Biological process (GO): regulation of signal transduction
Molecular function (GO): protein phosphatase inhibitor activity
Source: RefSeq, a predicted model, not a curated record